UUGUGGAGUCUCGGUGGGCGGGGCGUUGGACAGAACGGAGGCGUCGCUGAAGGCCCGCGUGGGCUCAGCCUUCAAGAACUGCCUCUGAGCGUGUGAAGAAGCCGUUGCUCUUUCGAGUCGCCCUCUUUCAGGCUCGGUGCGGUGGUCGGCAUGGCCCGUGGAAAUCAGCGGGAACUUGCCCGCCAGAAAAACAUGAAGAAAUCCCAGGAAAUCAACAAGGGAAAAAGAAAAGAGGAUAGCUUGACUACCUCUCAGAGAAAGCAGAGGGACUCUGAGAUAAUGCAACAAAAGCAGAAGGCAGCUAAUGAGAAGAAGUCUAUGCAGACAAGAAAAAAAUGAUCACUACUUGGAAAACCUGGGUGCUUCUUCCAACUAGGUGUAUCAUAACUCUAUGAUCAAGAUUUUUGUAGAGUGGACAGUCAUUACGUAUGUUAUAACAUAUCCUUAUAAACCCCUUUUAAACUUAACCUUUCAGCCUGAUUUAGCGUGAUAUUUCAGAACCAUCUUCAAAGAAUAAAACACUAACCACACGUGA
Messenger RNA from Manis pentadactyla (Chinese pangolin), 535 nucleotides. Its product is annotated as small EDRK-rich factor 1. NCBI's taxonomy places the organism in Eukaryota, Metazoa, Chordata, Mammalia, Pholidota, Manidae. The transcript is spliced from 3 exons. The coding region runs from base 151 to 339 and encodes 62 amino acids. The record is from RefSeq and is a predicted model, not a curated record.